AUUGACACCACCUCAUAGAUUCAUAGUCAUACUUGCUUCUUCAAUCUUCAUUGCAUUCUUCAUUGCUGCAACUGUCAAACAAAAUCUCCAUUAAUUCCUUCCUUGCAUGCCAUCCAUUCCAAAUUCAAAUUCCAAUUCCAAUUCCCUUCGAUUAUUCAAAAGCCAAAACUUUGAAAACCUCAAAAUACAUUGAAUCUUCUUUAAUUGAAAAAGAAGCUUCCUCCCAAUAACACCAAGCUUGGAAUAACAUUCACACCUGCUUUGCCUACCACCACAUGAAACGAAAAUAAAAACCUAACCCUCAAAAGAAAUCACAUCAAAGUUUCCGCUUUUGAAUCAAUAAAGAAAAAAUUGACACGAACCCCACUGAUCUCUCCUUUCUCGCUUUCUCUACAAUAGUGAUAUCUGUCGCCUUCAAUUGCGACUUUGCAGUUUGCACCACUUUACCGCAUUGCAACUUUCUCUUUCGUGUGUAUAAAAAUCAAAGCUUUUUUGUUUGGGUCUCUUUUCCUUUUGUGGUAUGAAUCAAGUUGGUGGGACAAAGGGCCCAGUGGUGGAGGUCGUGGAGGACGAGGAGCCGGAGGCUGUGGCUGAGGCUCAAGAGAAGAAUGAAGCAGUGGAAUUGAGUGGUGAACAGAAGCAGCCACCUGUGGAGAAUCCAAUGGAGGAAGACUCAGUCACUACCACCCCUGCUACAGUUUUUUGCAUUAGGCUUAAGCAACCAAAGUCCCUUUUGCUCCACAAGAUGAGUGUCCCUGAAGUUUGCCGCAAUUUCAGUGUAGUUUCCUGGUGUGGAAAACUGAAUGCUAUAGCUUGUGCCUCUGAAACAUGUGCUAGAAUUCCCAGCUCAACUGCAAAUCCACCAUUUUGGAUCCCUAUACAUAUUGUGAUCCCAGAGAGGCCUACUGAAUGUGCAGUAUUCGAUGUCCUAGCAGAUUCUCCUCGUGAUUCUGUACAGUUUAUUGAGUGGUCCCCUACUUGUUGUCCCCGUGCAUUAUUGAUAGCUAAUUUUCAUGGGAGGGUAACUAUUUGGACUCAACCAUCUCAAGGGCCAGCUAAUCUUGUACGUGAUACUAGCUACUGGCAGCUUGAGCAUGAGUGGCGACAAGAUAUUGCAGUUGUUACAAAGUGGCUAUCAGGGGUGUCUCUGUAUAGGUGGCUUUCAUCUAAGUCUAGCGGUGCUGCCAAUUCGAAGUCAAUAUUUGAGGAAAAGUUUCUUUCACAACAGUCUCAAACCUCAGCUAGAUGGCCCAAUUUUCUUUAUGUGUGUUCUGUGUUCUCAUCAGGCUCGGUUCAACUUCACUGGUCACAGUGGCCUCAUUGCCAGAAUGCAGCACCAGUUAGAUGGUUUUGCACUAGUAAAGGGCUACUGGGUUGUGGACCCAGUGGCAUUAUGGAUGCUGAUGCUAUCAUCACGGACAGUGGUGCCAUGCAUGUCGCAGGUGUGCCAAUUGUGAAUCCAUCCACCGUUGUUGUUUGGGAGGUUAUGCCUGGUCCUGGAAAUGGUUUCCAAGCAACUCCGAAGACAAGUAUCAAUAACUGUGCCCCACCUCUUAGUCCACCAAACUGGAGCGGAUUUGCCCCUUUAGCUGCCUAUUUGUUUAGUUGGCAAGAUUAUCUGAUAUCCGAAGAAAAGCGAGGGAAAAAGCUAACAGACCAAAAUAUUGGGGAUUCUAUACCACUUCAUUGCUCCCCAGUUUCGAAUUUUUCAGCAUAUGUGAGUCCUGAAGCUGCAGCGCAAUCUUCUGCAGCCACAACAUGGGGCUCUGGUGUAACAGCAGUAGCCUUUGAUCCAACUCGAGGUGGCUCCGUGAUAGCUGUUGUGAUUAUUGAGGGACAGUACAUGUCCCCUUAUGAUCCAGAUGAGGGGCCAUCAGUUACAGGGUGGAGAGUGCAACGCUGGGAAUCAUCUUUACAACAUGUUGUCCUCCAUCCAAUAUUUGGAAACCCUACUUCCAGUAUGGGUGGACAGCCUCCUAUGCAAACUGUUUGGCAGUCCAAAGUGGACCUGAGCAUUCCCCCAACAAAUGACUUCAAGAAUCAUCGAACACAUGCAGUUGGAAUGAAAACUAAUGUGCAAAAGGUAUCCGAAUCUAGUUUUAAAGGGGUAACUUUUGAUCCUUUUGAUCUUCCAAGCGAUGUUAGGACACUUGCCCGUGUUGUUUAUGCUGCUCAUGGUGGUGAAAUUGCCAUUGCUUUUCUUCGGGGUGGAGUCCACAUAUUUUCUGGUCCAAAUUUUGCACCUGUAGACAACUUUCAGAUUACUGUAGGAUCUGCAAUUGCUGCUCCUGCGUUUUCUUCAACGAGUUGCUGUUUAGCUUCUGUUUGGCAUGACACAUGCAAGGAUCAAACAAUAUUGAAAAUAAUCCGGGUUCUUCCUCCUGCUAUCCCAACUAGUCAAGUAAAGGCCAACUCUUCAACAUGGGAGCGUGCAAUUGCUGAAAGGUUUUGGUGGAGCCUUUUGGUUGGAGUUGAUUGGUGGGAUGCUGUGGGCUGUACACAGAGUGCGGCUGAAGAUGGUAUUGUUUCGCUAAACAGCAUUAUUGCAGUCUUGGAUGCAGAUUUCCAUUCUCUUCCUUCUGCUCAGCACAGACAGCAGUAUUGUCCUAGUCUAGAUAGGAUAAAGUGUAGGCUACUUGAAGGAGCAAAUGCUCAAGAGGUCAGGGCAAUGGUUCUGGAUAUGCAAGCUAGGUUGUUGUUGGAUAUGCUUGGUAAGGGAAUUGAGUCUGCUUUAAUAGAUCCUUCGGUUUUAGUGCCUGAUCCUUGGCAAGUAUCUAGUGAUACACUAUCGAGAAUUGAUGCCCAAGCUGUAUCUGUUGAACCAGCACUAAUGCCAAGUAUUCAGGCCUAUGUCGAUUCUGUACUUGAUCUGGCUUCACAUUUUAUCACACGGUUGCGGCGUUAUGCAAGUUUCUGUCGUACAUUAGCAACUCAUGCUGUGACUGCAGGGACUGCUAGUAACCGAAAUAUUGUUCCUAGUUCUGCUGCCCAAAGUUCUGCAACUCCUGCACCUAGUCAAGGAGCACAAAAUGGGACUACCAGUUCUAGUGGAACCCCACAGAUGCAAGCUUGGGUACAAGGUGCUAUUGCCAAGAUUAGUAACCCAGCUGAUGGUGUGUCCAACCCAACUCCUAACCCUCCAAUCACUGGUCCUCCGUCAUUUAUGCCCAUUAGUGUUAACACAGGAACUUUUCCUGGAACACCUGCAGUUAGGCUUAUUGGGGACUGUCACUUCCUUCAUAGAUUAUGCCAACUUUUGCUCUUCUGUUUUUUCUUUCGACGAGCACAACUCCCCCGCUAUGCUGGUGGUGCGCAUAGAACCGCCGAUGCAAAUGCACAGAAACCUCAACCUAAUGCUUCUGCUCCAGGCAACGUGGAUGAGGUUGCAAAACCAGUGUCCACUGUAGUUAAGUCUGAUGAUGGUCAGACAAAUCGAAUUGGUCAGGUUGUGCCUGGGGCAAAAGGAAGUGAAGAACCAACUUCUGGGCGGUCAAGAGUUGGUACUGGAAAUGCUGGUCAAGGAUAUACGUUUGAGGAGGUCAAAGUUCUUUUUCUCAUUCUUAUGGAUCUCUGUCGGCGAACUUCUGGGCUGCAACAUCCGUUACCAGUUUCUCAGGUGGGAAGCAGCAACAUUCAGGUUCGGCUGCAUUAUAUUGAUGGGAACUACACUGUACUGCCAGAAGUUGUGGAAGCAUCCCUUGGCCCACACAUGCAGGUAACUUUGUGUUUGCUCAUUCAAGAGUCAAUACUUUCUUGAAGACAAAUUAAACUAGUUAUAACUCAAAUAGUAUAUGAUACCAUAUAUACAUACAUUUACAUAUUAAAUUAAAGGAUUUACUUGUUACUAAUGGAAUCUAACCCCUGUUCUUCUUUAGAUCUACUUGUUUCACUCCGAUAGUAUCAUAAAUCGAGUCAAUACAUAGGAAAUGAAUGCAUUUCAAUACUAUUAAGUUAAGUGAAAUCGAUAAGACGGAAUCCGUAUUAGACCACUUCACUUAUUUUAGUUUUAGUGGAUCUUACGAAGCCCGGUCAUCCAGGACAUGAUCAAGUCUGAUCAUAGAAAAGAAUCUCUUCAAGUGAACCGGCCUAUCCUCUGUAGGGGGGCUUGCGCGGUGGUUGGAACAAAGAGACACAUUUUAUUGCAAAUUAAAAUGCGGCAGAUAUGAAAAAGUCAUCCAUUAUAUAUA
Messenger RNA from Arachis duranensis, 4187 nucleotides. RefSeq names its product mediator of RNA polymerase II transcription subunit 16. The coding region runs from base 521 to 3757 and encodes 1078 amino acids. Gene Ontology annotation, cellular component: mediator complex. Lineage: Eukaryota; Viridiplantae; Streptophyta; Magnoliopsida; Fabales; Fabaceae. The record is from RefSeq and is a predicted model, not a curated record. The transcript has 14 exons. Gene Ontology annotation, biological process: regulation of DNA-templated transcription.